Molecule: messenger RNA, 659 nt
Organism: Cokeromyces recurvatus
Lineage: Eukaryota; Fungi; Mucoromycota; Mucoromycetes; Mucorales; Mucoraceae
Product: Fcf1-domain-containing protein
Exons: 6
Coding region: 20-607 (195 amino acids)
Cellular component (GO): nucleolus; small-subunit processome
Source: RefSeq, a predicted model, not a curated record
UUUCAAUUUAUACUAAAAGAUGGCUAAAGCUAAGAAAACAAGAAAGUUUGCUCAAAUGAAGCGAAUGAUCAGUGCACAUGAUACUCGAUUAAAAGAAAAUAAAGAAAAACAAAAAAAGAAAGAAGAGAAAAAAGAAGAAAAGGCAGUUCGACAUGUUACUCAAGUUGCUUCAUCAAUGUUCUUUCAGUAUAAUUCAGCUCUUGGACCACCCUAUCAUGUUUUAGUAGAUACCAAUUUUAUUAAUUUUUCAAUUCAAAAUAAGCUUGAGCUUGUCAAGUCAAUGAUGGAUUGUCUCUAUGCAAAAUCUGUUCCUUGUAUUACUGACUGUGUCUUGGCAGAAUUAGAAAAGUUAGGUCCUAAAUAUCGUAUUGCGUUAAAAAUUGCACGUGAUCCUCGUUUUGAAAGACUCCCUUGUUCUCAUAAAGGUACUUAUGCAGAUGACUGUUUAGUUAAUCGAGUUAUGCAACACAAGUGCUAUAUUGUUGCUACUUGUGAUAGAGAUUUAAAGCGACGAAUUCGUAAAAUACCUGGCAUCCCUAUUAUGUGUAUUUCUAAUCAUAAAUAUGUUAUCGAAAGACUUCCUGAACUUGGUGUUAAUCCUAAAUAAAAGUAGAUAUUACAAAUUGUAAAUAAAGUAAUUGUAGUUUUUAUUACUCUUA